Molecule: messenger RNA, 828 nt
Organism: Aspergillus ochraceoroseus IBT 24754
Lineage: Eukaryota; Fungi; Ascomycota; Eurotiomycetes; Eurotiales; Aspergillaceae
Exons: 2
Coding region: 1-828 (275 amino acids)
Source: RefSeq, a predicted model, not a curated record
AUGCGUCGACGUCCUAUUCGGGGCCAUCCACCCCCGGAAAACCAACAACCAGACAACCCAGAGCAGGCAGAACAGCAGUUCUAUCCAGGCAUCUAUGACGUGCUUAAAGUCCGCCAUAUUUUGGCAUGGAAAGUAAUCGCCGGGGGGGUUCCAGCCGAGGUUGUAGAUAUGAUCAUCGAUGCUGCGGAAUACUGGCCAUCCGUUGAGUUUCGAAUGGAAGGACAGCGGAUUAUUCGAAAGGAUGUAGAUCAAGCGCUGGUCAGGACGAGCCCUCUUUGUUACGAUGAGCGGACUCUAGAUACCCCUUCCCCGAAGCAACUCCCGCAUAGAGCCGCGCAUCCCUGCCGUAAAGUCAUCUUCUCCAUUGUCUCCCACGACCAAGGUGGUGCCAGUCAAGCAAGAAUGCCCAAUCCCUACGAUGGGUCAUAUACAUGGUUCGAUGUGGAGGUGAUCCACAACGCACAGGAUCCUUCUCAGAGGGAGGUUAUAGAAGCGAAAAUGAACCCAGUAGAAAGGGUCCCGCGGCACUUUGGACCCGAUGACCCCUUACUCCUUCCACGAGAGCAUAACCUGCAAUCCAACCGCGCGCGGGUGCAACCGGCUCACCUUCAUAAAAUCACCUGGCACUAUCUUGACGAUAUCGAAGCGGACUCUCCAGAGGCAGCAGAAAUCGAGCGCAUCCAAGGUCGAGGCCGAGCUACUUUGGAUGGGAAUCAAGUACGAGGAUUGCAGAUUGGGGACUCGAUCAUGGUCUGGGGUCGGGCUCGGUUCCCAGGAUGGACCAACUAUACGGUGGAGCUGUCGGUCCGGGUGUUUUGGGCAGUGUAA